Messenger RNA from Anopheles nili, 1743 nucleotides. Its product is annotated as daxx-like protein. The record is from RefSeq and is a predicted model, not a curated record. NCBI's taxonomy places the organism in Eukaryota, Metazoa, Arthropoda, Insecta, Diptera, Culicidae. The transcript has 3 exons. Gene Ontology annotation, molecular function: histone binding. The coding region runs from base 1 to 1743 and encodes 580 amino acids.
AUGAUGGAAACUUCGUCCGUAAUUGUUCUCGAUUCUGACUCGGAUGAUGGGGUGGUUAACGAAAACGAUUCAUUGGUUGCACGAAAGCGAAAGGCUCCUACGCCACCCUCCAGCAAAACCGCCCCGUUGAAUGGUACAAACGUAGAUACGAAUGUCACGGGUUCGGCAGAACCACCACAACGGAAGCGUAUUAAACCAAUCACAAUCGCUUCAAAUUUGUCGGAACGAUGGCCAGAUGGUGGAACACCGCCUCACAACAACAACAACAUCCAGCCGGCAAUUUCAAGCGACCAUUUCGCGCCAAUAACCUAUUCGGAAGAUUGGGAACACGAAAUAAAGCGAUAUCGCGCGAUCUCCAUGCAAGCAGUUCCGACCACACCUGCGAGCUCCAGAAGCAGCACAACGAACGAUGAGUCGGAAUCCAACAACCCUAGUGCAUCCGAAGGUACGGUUAAGGCAUUGGCGGCAAACCAACCGCCAUCACAACGUAAGGCCUCCAGCCUAACAGAGAAAAACCAAAUUGGAAAGGAAUUCCAAGAACUGCUGGACGCGUGCCGUAAGGCCGACAACUCCAAAGACAUGGAAACUCUGAUCGAAAAGAAGCUCGUGCGUUACUAUGAAGUGGUUCAUCCGGACUACGUGAAUUCCAAAAGCUUUAAAAAGGCAGUCGUCCAAGUAACGACCGAGGUGAAAGCUCAUCCGAAUCUGGUCUUUCUUAAGAUAGCCAGCAUCGUGGAGGAGUUAAAUAUUCGGAGGAAAUCCCGUCCAGUAGUAGCACCGUCCACGAUCGAGGCCGACGAUCCGGCGCCACCGCCAGAGGACUCCGGUACGUCUAAGAAGGAUCGUCAGAUUAGGAAACUCAACCGAACGCUGUACAUCCUGGACAAGCGUAUCAAACAAAUGGAAGAGGCAGAGGUCGAUUUUAACCACGAAUCCAACUCCACCUAUCUAAUGGCGGAGCGUUACAAGAAGCGCGCCUUCGAAGUGUACGAGAAGCUGUGUGAUAUAACGGGCGAAAGCAAAAAUGCCCAUCGGCUCGUGCGUAAGCCGAUCCAAUUUCAGGGAACGUCGUUCACUGAAUUCAACCGCAUGUUGUCGCAAUUCGUCAAUCGAAAAAAUUCGUUUCCUAACUUCCGUGAUGUGCUCAAAUGUUUGCUGCACUGCAAUACAAAGUACGACUAUGGGCUUCAAACGGAACAAAUGAACCGAAUGGCCCACGAGGCGUUUUCCAAAAUCGGCAAACUACUGCAAAAGCGAAGGAAAACGGAUCUCUACGAAACGGUCGUCUACCACACCGGCGAUGAGAAAGACCCGGCGACCAUCGAUCCGAAGCUACGCGAAAAACUGGAAGAAAAUGGAAAACACUACGGCAAAGUGAACCAGCUAAUCGAGAAGUUUGCUGCAAAAGAGAGCAUGAUUCGUGAAGAAAUUGCGGCCAACAAAUCCAAAACCGAAGACACUACAGCCACCGAAGAAAGCAGGAAGGGUGGAAUUAAAAGUAGCGAUUCGGUGCCAUCUAGUAGCGCAAGCAGUUCAAAAGCAACCACUAGUACUGCCUCAGACGAGGCGAUAAAUGAAAUUUCCCUAGAAGUUACCGACUCCGACGAUGAUGAUGAUGACGAGGAUGAUGACGAGGACGAAGAGGACGAGUUUGAAUCCACCACUAAGGAAAAUGUUCAACCGGACAGCUUCGAAGAUGUUGUGAUUUCAGACGACGACGAGCUAGUGGUGUUAGAUUCGUAG